GGUCAAUCAAUUCAUUGCCGUGUCGGUGUCUGGCACACUAAUCAGCACGUGCACCUUCUUCACGCACACGCAGCUCGCCAGCAAAACCGUUCUCUCACGGAGAGAGAGGCAGGCAGCCCACGCUACUUCCGCUCACACAUGGACAGACAACUCGUCUGCACCACGCACAAACCAGACAAGACACACAAAGAGAGAAAGGGCACGUCCUCCCUCCCUCCCUCCCUCCCUCCCUCAGUAAGUCGAUCAGCCACCCAUCCCCCUAUCGCUCACAACCUGCUGCUCCACCCCCACUCCCACCCCAGCAGCAGCCGCCUCUCCGUUCUCGAGCUUCCGCUUCUUCCCCCCCAUCACGGCCACAUCAGACCCCAGGACGAGUGGCGGCUUGGUCCAGUCGAUGCCCAGCUGCUUCAUGCGCACGGCCGCUUCGAAGAGGUAGUCGAGGCACUCGGCUUGCGUCUUGGCCUGCACCCAGCUGUCGCCCCACACGUAGACGCCGUGCCGGCGCACCAGCACGGCGGCGGCCUUGGGGUAGGCCUUGAUGGCCGCCGUCAGGUCGUCGGCCAAAUCGCACUCGUGAGCCGUGUUCUGCAUGGGAAGAGAAGAGAGAGAGAGAGAAUGAGAGAGAGGCGAACACAUUGGGGAAUGCUUGUGUGGUCGUGCUGUGCUGCGUGCCUCGAUGAUGGGAACGACGAGGUGGUCGUGGUAGCCGUGCCCCUUGAUGCCCUUGAUCAUCUCGAGGCACGUGAUGCGGAACUCGCUAGCACUCUCGUCCAAAACCGUCGCCAGCAUCGCGUUCAGGCUGUGGCUGUGCAACACAGCUCCUGACCACACACACACACACACACGAACACACACACACACGAGAGGGUCAUGUGAGCGUCUGUGUGUCUGGCUGAGUAUCUGUGUGCUCACCAGCCCCCCUGAGGGUGUAUGCGGCCAUGAAGAGAGGGGCACACUGGCUGAGCUUCAGGUGGGAAGGGCCGGUCACCACGGCGCCUUGGCUGUCGAGCUCGAAGAUCUCGCCGGGCUGGAUGCGCUCCUUCUGCACACCUGCAUGACAUGAGAUGAGCCAACCAAACACACCACACACAGCCGCGUCCAUCUCCCUCCGUGUGCAGUGAACUGUGUGGGUCGUGUCCACUGACCUGAAGGGGCCAUGUAGAUGGUGUCGCCCUGUUUGAUGCUCAUGCCGCCACCAGUGCCGGACGCCCACCCUGACAGGACAGCACAAGGGCAGAAACGCACACCAAGAUCAUAGAUCUCGUCCUCGGCAGCGAGUACCUUUGUCAUAGAACAGGCGGCAGAGCUCACAGAUGCGCUCCCGCGCAUCAUCCGCCGGAGGUGGUGCCCCGUUCGCCGACAUCCGGACGCGCCUAAGGCUUCACGCAAUUCUGCGCCUGUGAGACGUCGGCAGCCUCCAG
Vitrella brassicaformis is the source of this 1421-nucleotide messenger RNA. Lineage: Eukaryota; Vitrellaceae. The record is from the annotation of a GenBank genome assembly.